UUACAUACUUUCGUUACAACUUACAACAACAACUUGCUCCGCACAUAUUUCGUUGCAACUAAUUAAUUAAAUGGCCAAUUUGGCCACCCACUCUUACUCUUCUUUCUCACGCAACUUCCUCUGUUCUCAAGAUUCUUCCCUACACUUCACCUUCUUCUAUAUAUCUCUCUCUCUGCUCUCAAACUAGGUUUUAAGUAUUGUAACAAUGGCGCUCGAAGCUCUUAAUUCACCAAGAUUGGUCGAUGAUUCCUCAAGAUUUAAUGGCGUUGAGCAGUGGACAAAAGGUAAGAAACGAUCCAAACGAUCAAGAACUGAUCAUCAUAACAACCGUCUCACUGAAGAAGAGUAUCUAGCUUUCUGUCUCAUGCUUCUUGCUCGGGACGGCGGUGAUCUUGACUCUGUGACGGCGAAGGAGAAGCCGGGUUAUAAGUGUGGCGUUUGUUACAAGACGUUUUCGUCUUACCAAGCUCUCGGUGGUCAUAAGGCGAGCCAGCAGGGCUUAUACGGCGGUGGAGAUAUUGAUAAGACACUAUCCACCGCCGUGAAAUCUCACGUUUGUUCGGUUUGCGGGAAAUCUUUCGCCACCGGUCAAGCUCUUGGCGGCCAUAAGCGGUGCCACUACGACAGUGGCGUUUCGAAUUCGGAAGGUGUGGGGUCUACUAGCCACGUCAGCAGCAGUAGCCACCGCAGAUUUGACCUUAAUAUUACGCCGGUGCAGGAAUUCUCGCUGGAGGACGAAGUGAUGAGUCCGAUGGCUAUGAAGAAGCCUCGCCUGAAGUAAGUCUUUGUUGAAGACUUAGUUUAUCAAAUGUAAAUAUCAAAUUUCUGUUUCAAGGAACAAUUUUGUUGAUUCUUUUACCAAUACAAAAAAAUCUUGUAUCAGAGGAAAACGUAUUUGAUUUACAGUUUUAGUUGACCAAACAAAAUAUUCAUAUUUUCUUGAUAACAUAUGAGUUUAGCUGCUA
Arabidopsis lyrata subsp. lyrata is the source of this 965-nucleotide messenger RNA. RefSeq names its product zinc finger protein AZF3. The record is from RefSeq and is a predicted model, not a curated record. Gene Ontology annotation, molecular function: DNA-binding transcription factor activity. The coding region runs from base 206 to 781 and encodes 191 amino acids. Lineage: Eukaryota; Viridiplantae; Streptophyta; Magnoliopsida; Brassicales; Brassicaceae. The transcript has a single exon. Gene Ontology annotation, biological process: response to stress.